Cydia strobilella is the source of this 2523-nucleotide messenger RNA. It is a transcript of the gene Max, whose product is annotated as protein max. NCBI's taxonomy places the organism in Eukaryota, Metazoa, Arthropoda, Insecta, Lepidoptera, Tortricidae. The record is from RefSeq and is a predicted model, not a curated record. The transcript has 5 exons. Gene Ontology annotation, molecular function: protein dimerization activity; DNA-binding transcription factor activity. Gene Ontology annotation, biological process: positive regulation of transcription by RNA polymerase II. The coding region runs from base 153 to 671 and encodes 172 amino acids. Gene Ontology annotation, cellular component: RNA polymerase II transcription regulator complex.
UAUUCUUUUGUGCGAAUCGCGAGUGAUUCUAGUGACAUCCAUGAUAAUCUCCAUUAUAUUAUUUUUAUGCCGUUUCUCGCUGAAUCACACAUGACUUUCUAUUGAUACUAGUGUUAAAUUACGUGCUAAAUAGUUUUAAGUAGUGCCUCAAAAUGAUGAGUGACGACGAUCGUGAUAUUGACAUAGAAAGUGAUGCUGAAAAUGACUCCGAUUCUCGUACUCAUAGGAAUAGCAGCGGUGGAAGUGGAUACUAUUCCCAGGCGGAAAAGCGAGCACACCACAACGCACUGGAGCGGAAAAGAAGAGACCACAUUAAGGAUAGUUUUACAUCAUUAAGAGACUCUGUGCCUGCCUUGCAGGGUGAGAAAGUGGUAUGUAAGGCAAGCAGAGCGCAGAUUUUGAAAAAAGCCGCAGAAUACAUCAUGUUUAUGAGGCGGAAAAAUAACUCCCACCAGCAAGAUAUUGACGACUUGCGGAGACAAAAUAAUCUACUGGAAUCACAGAUUAGAGCUCUAGAAAAAGCGAGAGCAACGGGCAACUACAUGGAUGCACACGAACUCGGCCUUGGGAUCAAGUCCGAAGGGAGCUCCCACGACACAGACAGCUCGGACGGAGAAGGCACGACCCGACGGGUGAAGAAACUUAAGAUUAACGGUGUUAAUGUUUCAUAAAAUUUCAUUUUGGACAGUAUUAAUAACAUAACUUCCGUGAAACACAGACAUAUUAAAUAUAUUAAAACGGGUCACUCAAGUAUUUUUAGUCGAAAAUCGCACAUCCGGUCCGCCAACGCGAGCUCCUGAAGACGGAACGGAGUGAAACAUGUCGAGCGAUUUGCGACUUAGAAUAUGUUAACCCUUUUUAAUAUAUUUAAUGUUUUGGACAGUGACAUGGUGUGCAAUUUAAAUGUAACAAUGCUCUAAGUUUUAAAGAUUAACUAUAAUAUUGAGGCAUUCACUACUAAAUUAAGAUAAAAAAAACCUUUAUUGAAAUGAAAUGCGUUUACUUAACAUAUUUUCUUUUUAAACUAAUGGUAUAAAUAAUCAUGUUACAUUUUUUAUGGUUUCUCUUCAAAUUUUGAAACAGGAAAAGAGAUUGUUAUGUUGAAAUGAUGUGAUGUGCAGUAGAAACAAAUAAGUACAGACCUUUUUUUUGUAGGUCACCACCUGUUUCAGUUUUUCAAGAUCCAUCAAUGAACUAGUGAAUGUAUAAAUUAAUCGGAUUGACUUUAAAACUUAAAGCAGUAAACCUUGAAUUGAUCUGUAUAGAUUUUUGAUGGCUAAAACCUUGCAAACAAAUCUUCUGCAUGGGCGGGAUAUUGAUAGAGUAUAUGAUAGCGCAUUGGAGGUCAAACCAAAGAGAUAGGCCGCGGCACAUUUAUUUGCAAGUUUAGUUUACUACAAGAGUCAUUGUUAUAAAGAGGUAGUCUAAAAAAAAAUGUGUCCCCUAGUUUGACAACCGAACCAGACGGCGCCGUAGGUACUUUUUUUCGUGGUCACUGAAUUGUCAAACUUCAAUAUUUGAUAACCAGGGUUACCCCAUAAUGUACUACAGGCGUAUUAUGGAUGGUUUUGUCCACGUGAUAAAAUAACUGACACUUUUUAACACCGUGGGAUAGAAAGUGACGGACACCGUUUUAUCACGCUGUCACGUAGACAAGAACGACCAUCAUAUCCGUACUGAGCCGUACUGAACCUGUCAAAUUCGAAGCACGAUUUGUCUUAGACUAUAUAAAUCUUAGGUCGGGUUGCAACAAACCGUCUGUCACCGUUUUAGCGUUCGCUAAAUUUUAUUGUACGGGAAGUUUCAUAGUUUUCUGCUGCUUGACGUUGAUCAGUCUGUUAAUUAGCUCCAUGCAUGAAUUUAUUUUUAUUUUUGGAUUCAUAAUUUAUAUCGUUGGAACACCGGAAAUGAUAAAAAUACUUUUGUAAACCUUAACAUUAUUUUAUUAAAAAAUAUUUAAAAUGUUGAAAAUUUUUGAGCGGUUGAAACGCUCAUAAUUUUUGGCGCGAAUUCGACAGAGCGUGAUGACGUCACACGUUGGGCGGCCCAACUGACGUUUGCUACUAAUGACACUAAUCUGUCGAACGCGUGACGUCACGUGGCGUUUUGAGCGUUUCGCUCACUAGCUUUUCGCGGGCAAAUUUUUGUACUUUUUUAUAAUUUUAAGUAAUUAAAUGGUAAUUUAAAAACGGAAAUGCAUUUGUAACAUGAUAUAACGGUAACAAACAUCCGAAUAAAACAUAUUUCGUUCAAAUACAAACUUCAUGCAUGAGGCUAAUUGUGGUUGGUGCAACUGACCCUAACACCGUCAAUGUAUCUUUGGUUUACAGCGUAUUUUCAACCAAGUGUAAAGCGAGGCGUAGACUAGCAAGAACUUGCAUGCAAUUUACGUUACAUUACCGACUACUAAGGUGAACUGCAUUCAAAAGUUUGAUCAGAUACCGCAAUGUAUAGUAUGAAUCUUCUCAAAUGAUUUUUACGUCUAAGACCCUAAUCUGUUAAACAAAAGCCAUUGUUUCUUUU